This is a messenger RNA of Salvia hispanica, 1363 nucleotides long. RefSeq lists its product as uncharacterized. The record is from RefSeq and is a predicted model, not a curated record. NCBI's taxonomy places the organism in Eukaryota, Viridiplantae, Streptophyta, Magnoliopsida, Lamiales, Lamiaceae.
AAGAUUUUUGCGAAAUGAAAGAUAAUUCCAAAGCUGUGAAAGUGGAGAAGACAAAGGCCUAAAAUCAGAGGAAUUUCCACUGCAAUGAAUAGUUGUACUCUCCGCUACUAAAUUAGUUCCAUUUUCCAGCUCAUUUCCACUAUCUGUGUUUCCAAAGCCUUCCACCGCCGGCAAUGAAACCCUCCGGCGGCUCACUCACAGCCGCCCCUCAAUUUUCUCUUCCAAAGGCGCCUCAAUUUUGGAUCCAGAACGGCGUUUUCCGCCUCACGGCGGACCUGAAACCGCUCAGACGGCGGCGGUUCAGCCUCAGAGUCUCGUGCAGAUCGGGAAAUUCGAGUGGCACGACGGCGCCGUUGCCGCAUACUUCUCAAUUUGGGGAUUUGGCGCCGGAGACGCAGAGUGGAGUUGAAUCGUUGAGUUUUGAAGUGAGAAGCCCUUUUUCUCCGCAUAAUUUGAUUCCGCGCCCUAGAUUGAGCUUGAGCGAUCAAGCUUUUUUCCUCCUUACCUUCAUCGGUUGCACGACUUCUGUUGCAUUCGCUUGCCUUGUUGCCGCAGCUGUGCCAACAUUAUUUGCAAUGCGAAGGGCUGCAAUAUCUCUUUCUAAAUUAGCUGAUACUGCACGUGAGGAGCUCCCCAGCACAAUGGCAGCUGUCAGGCUGUCUGGGAUGGAAAUCAGUGAUCUCACACUGGAAUUGAGUGACUUGAGCCAAGAAAUAACAGAAGGGGUCAACAAAUCUGCUCAAGUAGUGCAAGCAGCCGAAGCUGGAGCUCGUCAAAUAGGUUCACUUGCUCGCGAACAAACAAUGGCCAUGAUUCAGGAAAGAGCUAGCCUGCCUAUCAUCUCACUGCAACCGGUUGUGGCAGGGGCUGCAAAGAAGACUUCUCGUGUUGUUGGUAAAGCAGCCAAAACUUUCUUGAACUACAUAUCGCCAGGCGAAUACAGCUCAGCUGAUGAAUAUGAGACAGAAAGUUGAUAGCUUCAGUCAAUAUGUUGUCUGCUGGCUCAUCAAUGUAAGUGACUGGCAUUGUGGUACGUGACAUGAGCACCCGAAGACGCUUGCAAUUUCCCUCUGGAUCAGAUCAUAAUGCAAAAUAAAGACUUGUGUAGCAUUCUCUGGUGUAAAUACGAAACUAGCUUGCAGUGAUUAGGAAAUUAGUUCAAGUGGAGUUUAUAGUCACGAUCUAUUUGAAAACCUCUGCCUGAAAUGCUUAGAUCAUGUCAUGCACUCAUGCUGGAGUUGGCAUUUAGUCUAAAGUGCAAUCUUGCUUGUAUUGAUCCACAUGGAUCCAGUUGAAGGACCCUAAAUUUGUACCGCUUUUUUGAAUUUAAAGUUUUAAGCUUAACUCCGAAUGGAUUGGUUCA